Molecule: messenger RNA, 1119 nt
Organism: Selaginella moellendorffii
Lineage: Eukaryota; Viridiplantae; Streptophyta; Lycopodiopsida; Selaginellales; Selaginellaceae
Product: probable disease resistance protein At1g61300
Exons: 2
Coding region: 301-1119 (272 amino acids)
Biological process (GO): defense response
Source: RefSeq, a predicted model, not a curated record
GGCCAUCCUCUGGCCGGAUCCUGGUGACAACCAGAAAGGAAGGCAUUUUGCAUCCGGAUGCAAAGGCAUUUGCUGUGCAUGAGCUAUCAAUGGACGAAAGCAAAAAGAUGUUUUGGAAGUUUGCCUUCGGUGUGCAUGAUCCACAACCCAGUGACCCUGAUGUUGUGGGAUUUGCCAAGAAAAUAGCUCGAAAAUGUAAGGGACUUCCAGUGAUUGGCAGUCAGAGGUGAAGGGCCACAUGUGUGGGAAGAACGAUAUAAGAGGUUGCACUUGUCCAAUGACCCAGACGUUGAGAAGCAGAUGUUCAAGCGCUUGAAGUUCAGCUAUGACGAGCUGGGAAACUAUGAGGGUGAAAAGCUGCAAGAGUGCUUUCUCUAUGUGGCUGCAUUCCCACACAAAUUAAUUGAAUUUAGUUCCUUGAGCAAAUGUUGGAUGAAGGUUGGCUCAGAACUCUCACCCACAGCGAUUGUCAAUGAACUGGAACGGAGAUGCCUGGUCAAGAUAGAUAAGUCUUGGGGGUAUGAAGAAGCUCCUGGUUAUAUAAUCGUACACGAUAUGCUACACAAACUGUGCAUAAGAAUCUUAAAAGGGAAGUACGGUCCACAGCAAGAGCACGAGAAGGGAUGCCUGUUUGGAUAUGAGUGGACAAGUGGCAUUCAGGAUGCAACAUUUGCUAAAGUUUCAUUCAUCUCAAAGAAUGUUGGCAGCUUUCUAUCCGAUAAUCAUGUGCGAGAUGUUAUACUUAUGGAUGAAUGUAUAGGACUUUCUAAUGUGGAUGACAGUCUUAUCAAUCACAUACAAGGUGUCAAGGUAUUGAGCUUGUGGCGAUGCUCUAGGAUCCAUUUUAUUCCAGAGAGCCUUUCCAAGCUGAAAAACCUUCAAGUGCUUGACAUUCGAGGAACAAAAUCAAAAUUCAAGGAUGAUUUGGCUGCCAGUCUUCCAAAUCUGAAAGAGUUGCACUUUUGGCUAGCUCCUGAUAUUGAAUGGGAGCAAUUGCCUCUCUUCACGAGAGCCGGCAUUUUCGUCGCAGCGCCCUGGAUGUACACGGCCUGGAUCCGCUUCUCACGCUUGAUGCGCAGAGUGAGAGGCAACCCCUGCGUUAAUCCGAGCCAAGCGUAA